Messenger RNA from Selaginella moellendorffii, 1560 nucleotides. Its product is annotated as golgin subfamily A member 6-like protein 7. NCBI's taxonomy places the organism in Eukaryota, Viridiplantae, Streptophyta, Lycopodiopsida, Selaginellales, Selaginellaceae. The transcript has a single exon. Bases 1 to 1539 code for a protein of 512 amino acids. The record is from RefSeq and is a predicted model, not a curated record.
AUGGUGCAGCAGUGCAAACAGGUGCUAGAAGCGGAUGCGAUCCGGAGGAGCAAAGCACCUCCCUUGAAUGCGGACGUGAAGGCGGCACUGCAAAAGGUUCAAGAGGAGCACAAGAUCGAGCAAGGGAAGCACCGAGCGGACGUCGCAGCGCAGGUUCAAGCAGCCUUGCGCAAGCUGGAAGAGCUGCACGAGACGCAACUGCAGCGCGUGCACGAGGGCCAGAGGAGUUUCUACAGACAGCAGGAGGAGCUCCUCAGCGUUUGCAAGAGGCAGGAAGCGGCGCUGUGGCAGCAGAAGAUCGAGCAAGGCAGGUUCGAAGAGGAUGUGAUAGUACUGGAAGCGGAGCACAAGCAACACAAGAUGGAACAGACCAGCUUCAACAAUCUUGUAGUGGAAAAGAUGGAUAAGCAGCGAGAGGAGCUCCUCAGGCAAACGGUGCGGCAAGGCAGGUUCGAAGAGGAUGUGAUAGUCCUGGAAACGGAACUGCGCGAGCUGCAAGAGCAGCACAAGAUAGAACAUAUGCGCUUCAAUAAUCUUGUAAUAGGAAAGUUGGAUCAGCAGCGAGAGGAGCUCCUCAACGUUUGCAAGAGGCAAGCAGCGUUGCAAGGCAGGCUCGAAGAGGAUGUGAUAGUCCUGGAAGCAGAACACAAGCAGCACAAGAUGGAACAGACCAGUCUUGUAAUGGAAAAGAUGGAUAAGCAGCGAGAGGAGCUCCUCAACAUUUGCAAGAGGCAAGCCACGCUGCAAGACAGGCUUGAAGAGGAUGUGAUAGUCCUGGAAGCGGAACACAAGCAGCACAAGACGGAACAGACUAGCUUCAACCGUCUUGUAAUGGAAAAGAUGGAUAAGAAGCUCCUCAACGUUUGCAAGAGGCAAGUGGCGUUGCAACGCAGGCUCGAAGAGGAUGUGAUAGUCCUGGAAGCGGAACACAAGCAGCACAAGAUGGAACAGACCAGCUUCAACAGUCUUGUAAUGGAAAAGAUGGAUAAGCAGCAAGAGGAGCUCCUCAGCUUUUGCAAGAGGCAAGCAGCGUUGCAAUGCAGGCUCGAAGAGGAUGUGAUAGUCCUGAAAGCGGGACUGCACGAGCUGGACGAACAAACGCGCUUCAACAAUCUUGUAAUGGAAAAAUUGGAUAAGCAGCAAGAGGAGCUCCUCAGCAUUUGCAAGACCCAGGAAGUGGCACUGGAGCAGCUCAAAUUCAAGCAAGGCAGGCUCCAGAAGGAUGGGUUAGUCUUGGAAGUGGAACUGCGCAAGCUAGAAAAGCUACAGAAGGAGGAACAAGGGAGAGUCGAACGACAGUUCAAUCUUGCAAAGCAAAGUAUGGAUGUUGCAAAGGAAAGGAUGGAUGUCAACCACGGCUUGACAGGCGAGAUCCUCAAAAGGCUUCUAUGCGAGUCCAGUGAGGCAUUGUGCAAGAUCCAAGGUCUCAAGUCUUUGGACAAGCUUGAGAAGUCGCCCACGAAGAUCUCUUUGGAAGCGCGUCGCAGGAUCGGGCUAAAGAUGGCAUCGAAGAUCUUGCAAAGGUUAAAGGUCUUAUAGUUUCUAUCAUUUCCAUACAUA